Molecule: messenger RNA, 1239 nt
Organism: Erinaceus europaeus (western European hedgehog)
Lineage: Eukaryota; Metazoa; Chordata; Mammalia; Eulipotyphla; Erinaceidae
Product: olfactory receptor 52Z1P-like
Exons: 1
Coding region: 226-1239 (337 amino acids)
Biological process (GO): G protein-coupled receptor signaling pathway
Cellular component (GO): membrane
Molecular function (GO): G protein-coupled receptor activity; olfactory receptor activity
Source: RefSeq, a predicted model, not a curated record
UUACAUGCAUAUAACUGUCAGAAGGUCAAAAGUGUACAUACCCUUGUUAUAAUUGAUUACAGUAUUCAGCAUUGCAGAAACAAAUAAACUGUUAUUGUUUUCUGUUCAGAAUUUAUUUUUCUACUUCAUUAGUGGCAUGUGGUGUGGUCACACUCAUUAAGUUAUUCUGUAAUUUCCCAAAGAUCCUUUUAUUCUCCUUCCAUUCCAUCAAACUGUGGUGAAGUCAUGCUUACUUCUUACUUUAUUUUCUUUCUUUCUUUUUUUUUUUUUAAUGAAACAGACUUGGGUCUUCUCACUAUAAAAACAUCCAAUAAUACAUCCACUCAUUUCACUGCCUUUCUACUGACUGGUAUCCCAGGAUUGGAAGAUUUCCAAAUCUGGAUAUCCAUCCCUUUCAGCUUCAUGUACCUUUUGGCUGUGAUAGGCAAUGGCUUAGUUAUCGCUGUGGUGGCCUGGGACAGGAGCCUCCAUGAACCCAUGUAUCUCUUCCUGGCCAUGCUGGCAUUUAAUGAUGUCCUCCUUUGUACUGUCACCGUGCCCAAAAUGCUUCUCAUUUUCUGGCAGGGUCCUUCCCUAUCGUCGUUUUCUGCCUGUCUCACACAGAUGUUUUUUGUUCACGCCCUGUUUCUUUCCGAGUCUGCGGUUCUACUGGCCAUGGCUUUUGACCGUUAUGUGGCUAUCUGUGCCCCCCUCCAUUAUGCAACCCUCCUUACAGGAUCUCUCAUUAGCAAGAUGGGCCUCGCCCUGGUGGCCAGAAGUGUGGCUGUUGUCACACCGGGAGUCCUCCUUAUUCUCCGACUGCAUUUCUGCAGAAGCACCAUCAUCCACCACACCUACUGUGAGAACAUGGGCAUUGCCAAGCUGGCCUGCAAUAGCUUUGUCCUUAAUAGUAUCUACGGACUCACGGCCGCCCUUCUGACGACAGGCCUGGACUUUGUCUUCAUCUCCCUGUCCUACUGGCUAAUCCUGAGAACAGUCUUCCGACUGCCUUCUAAAGAGGCCAGGACAAAGGCCUUUGGGACAUGUGGGCCCCAUAUAUGUGUCAUUUUGAUAUUUUAUACUCUGGCUUUCUUUUCCUUCUUUACUCAUCGCUUUGGAAACCGUGUGCCCAGGCAUACCCUUAUCCUCCUGGCAAACCUCUACUUACUGGUGCCACCUACCAUGAACCCCAUUGUUUAUGGGGUAAAGACAAAAGAGAUAAGGAUGAGAGUUCUAGGGUGCUGUCAUCAACAAAAGUGA